UCAGGCAGGUGCAGUAGUAGUGUGCUGUACCUACCGUGAAAAUAAACGGUCAUUUCUGUCAGAAAAUCCAAACCGAAGUUUCCGUAAAAAGAAUACGACAAUUACAGCUGGCACGACUCCCCGGUCAAAAACAAAAUAAAGUGAGCAAGAGUGUACCAUUCGAAUGAAGUAAAUUUUUUUAUUUUAAACAGUCUUAUAAUUACAAGGCUAUCAAUAACCAUGACAGAAAAUAAAAAAGAGUCAACUCAUCCACCUCUUAAGAGAUAUAGGUCGAAUUCUAUGGGAAAUUCAGUUGCUUAUGCAGGCUUAUUACUCAUCGAAUUAAUUCUUUUGGCUUUAAAAUUCAUUUAUACUACCGUUGAGUCCAUUAUACGAACAUUUUUACCGCCAUUAGAAAAAUCACUAAAAGACGAAGUUAUAUUAAUAACUGGUGCUGGUCAUGGUAUUGGUCGAGAAUUGGCAUUAUUGUUUGCCGUACAAAAUGCAAUUAUUGUAUGCUGGGAUUUAGACGAAAAAGGAAAUAAUGAAACUAAACACAUUCUUAAGAUUAAAGGUUACAAACGUGUUUACACUUACAAAGUAGAUGUGUCUAAUAGACAGGAAGUUUUAGAUGCUGCAGCCUUAGUUAAACAGGAAGUCGGCAGCGUAUCGGUACUAGUAAACAAUGCGGGCAUUAUGCCAUGCAGACCGUUGUUUUCUCAAAGCCACGAAGUAAUUGAAAAAAUAUUCAACGUCAACGUUUUAGCUCAUUUUUGGGCUCUGGAAGCAUUUUUGCCAAGCAUGAUUGAAAAUAACCAUGGCCAUGUAAUUGCUUUAUCUUCUAUGUGCGGUGUCAUCGGACUCCCAAAUGUUGUUCCAUAUUGCGCAUCGAAAUUCGCCGUAAGAGGACUCAUGGAAGCCUUAUACGAAGAGUUAAGAGUUGGAGAUACGAAAAACAAUAAAUCUGAAAUCAAAUUCACUACAGUUUACCCGAUUAUGGUUAAUACAGGACUAGUUAAGAAACCUAGAAAUCGAUUCCCAUUCUUGUUGGACAUGCAAUCGCCUGAAAAAGUAGCCAAUAUCAUUGUAAAGUCGAUGAGACGUAACUACAAAGAAGUUAGUAUACCGUGGAUGCUGAUGCCUCUCGACCGGAUAUCCAGACUGUUGCCCGGAAAAUUCAUUCAGAACGUUAAAGAUUUCAUCGACACUGGCUUGGACCCACACACAGAUGACUAAAAUAUAUUAUAGAUAUCAAUCGUUUCUUUGUUCAUUGUUGACGUAAUUGAUUUUAUUAUACAGCUUUUGAUAAUAUUUGUUAAAAAGACUUGACAUAUAUUGUUUUUUUUAAUAUUCGCUUUUAUGUAAUGAUGUCCGAAUUCCCAACAGUAAUUAUUAAUUGUAUUUUAAGGUAUUUAUGGUGGUGUAUAAUUUAAUACCAUAUUAUUAUACUUCAUGCUUGUUAUAAUUAUGUGAUUUUGUAAAUAAUUUGUUGUACAAUAAAUAUAAGAUGUAACUUUUAUAUUAUAUUA
This is a messenger RNA of Metopolophium dirhodum (rose-grain aphid), 1508 nucleotides long. Its product is annotated as estradiol 17-beta-dehydrogenase 11-like. The transcript is spliced from 8 exons. Lineage: Eukaryota; Metazoa; Arthropoda; Insecta; Hemiptera; Aphididae. Gene Ontology annotation, molecular function: oxidoreductase activity, acting on the CH-OH group of donors, NAD or NADP as acceptor. Gene Ontology annotation, cellular component: lipid droplet. The record is from RefSeq and is a predicted model, not a curated record. Bases 220 to 1215 code for a protein of 331 amino acids.